Molecule: messenger RNA, 7378 nt
Organism: Hyalella azteca
Lineage: Eukaryota; Metazoa; Arthropoda; Malacostraca; Amphipoda; Hyalellidae
Exons: 9
Coding region: 192-6446 (2084 amino acids)
Biological process (GO): regulation of actin cytoskeleton organization; regulation of GTPase activity
Cellular component (GO): cytoplasm
Molecular function (GO): calmodulin binding; GTPase activator activity; actin filament binding
Source: RefSeq, a predicted model, not a curated record
UACAGUGCGGAAAGUGAUUUUCAACUGCCGGUUAACUGCAUUUGAGUUGCUCCCAGACUUUGAACCGAUCUUUUUUCUCACAUCGUACAAUAAUUAGCAUGUAGCUGAACUAUUUCACGUAAUUGACCGAUGGAUGAAUUUAUCAGUAGUCUUCAGAACUAUAAUUUUAUAGAUAUCUCCAAAUUGUAAAAAUGUCAAAGAUUGCAUCAAGAGUGGUUCUUGACAACAGGGACAAAAAAGUGCAACAAGAUGCCCUUUUACUACACAAGGAGCUCCAUCGCUCAUGCCAAUUCAUCUCCCAUGUUACUGGAGUGAGGUGCAGUGGCUGCUCUGAUCUCUUCACCCAUGGAGUACAUCUGGCACUGUUGGCACAUCACCUGGUGCCUGACUGUGUGCCUCUCAACAAAAUUUAUGAUAGAACUCUGAUCCGCUAUGAAGGUGCUGGCAAUCUCCCUUCAUUCCGCCAUUUAGAUAACAUUAAUCUCUUCAUAAGAGCUCUUGACAAUCUUGGAUUGCCCAAGAUUCUGCAGCCUGAGUGUCGUGACAUAUAUGAGGGACAUAAUUUACCACAGCUUGUCUACUGCUUGCGAGCAUUACAGUACCUGUCAGGUUUCGAAGGUCUCCAGUCUGAUCCUCAUGUGGAGUGUCCACCUGAUGUACUAGAACGCCUGCAUGAUUGUGUCAAAGGAUGCAAGCUGCCUCCAUUUGACAGUGUUUGUGAAGUCCUUGGAAGCAGUCAUGGCAAUUGCAUUGAUUCCACUUCCCAAACAAAGCAAAAUGUGGCAAGGUUCUGGGUGGACCCUAGAAAUGCUGACAAAGAAAAUUCUUCUGAAGGAUCAGAAAUAUAUUCUGUUCCCAGACAACCUCCAAGACCUGUUCUGUCUCUGAGUAAUAAAGGAAAAGCUCAUUUGUCUUCAAACCGUCCUCCAGUGUCGCCAAAGCCCAGCAAACUUUUAACACCCAGAGGCAAAACUAACCCAGAAAAAUGGGCUGAAAAGAAGUCUUGUGACGAUAAUACUACUCCACUUAACAAUCAAGCAUACGCGAGGAGCCUCUCUGCCCAAACUCAUAUCAAAGAAAUCAGUUCUGCUCAAAAUAGUGAGACAUCUUAUCAGCAAGGCCGUCCUGUUCUGCAGCCUUUGUCUACUAAUGAGUCUACCCCGGCUUCCAUGAGGGAAUGGGUGCAGCAUCAGAGACAGACCAAAGAAGCUCAAAUUGGCACUACUAAACAUGUCCCUGCUGCAAAUUUCUCACAUUCGUUCUCACCAAAAUCUUUGUUCAAUCAAGCUCCAUCGUUGAAAAAAAUUGAUGAUGUUAUUGGUCAUUGCAUCAGUGAAAAUGUUUCUUCCUUCAACAAACGGAAUACAGAUGGUGAAAAGUUUCAACACCAAGAAAGCAGUUUCAAUAAUGAGAUCAAACACUCAGCCAUCCGUAAUACUGUCUGUAUGGAAUUUCAAGAAAAUGCAACUAAUCAAAGUGCCUCAAGCUUUUCAAAAGUCAAUAACAUUUUUCUUUCUGGUGCUAAUCAAAAUGUGUCUCACAGUCGGACUCCAUCUUCUCCCUUUGAGUUUGUAAAGCCUCUCUCACCUUCCUACCGCUUAGCCUCUCAGAAGGGCAUCUCUGUCGCUUCGUCUGUGUGUUUGUCGUCAUCUCCGUACCGCACACGAGCAGCCACGCUAGAUACUCACAAUUAUUCUCAUCGCUCGAGUUCUUCAUCAGCCCCGAGCUCCCCUCGCAAAGUGGCGUUUGUUGCACCACUAUCCGUUAGCUAUGAUGAACUCAGUGUGGUGGUAGCAGACAGUCAAUCUGCCAAGAAUAGCUCUGCCUCCUCCCUCACCGUGCUCAGUUCUGAAGCUAAGACGUCUCGUGAACACCAGUCGGUGUGUUCACCUGGAGUCAAUUCCUCCAGAUUUAGUCUCAGUUUAAACGAGGAGGAAAUUCAUGGAUAUACUGGCGCGAGUAAUGGUGGUUCCAGUGCUGCUGAGGAACGUAUGAGCCCUGAAGAACUCGUGAAAAAUGUCAACCCUGAGGUUUCUCUUCAAGAACAAUUGCAGUCUGAUGGAGAGUCUAACGUGCGGGACUGCCUGAGUCGUUUGUACUGCAGCUUGCAGAACGGCUGUGAGUCCUCAACGCUUGCUGCACUUGAGAUGCUGAAAGAAUGCUACCCUAGCCUUCCACCUCUGCUGCCUCAUGCUGCUCCCCUCUACCACCUCGAGAUGUAUGAGGCUAUGAUGGAUGCUGAGGGAGCUCUCAGUUUGGAGGAAGUGUGUGGAGGUGUUGUCCUUGUUGGCGCUGUUGCCAACAUUAACACUGCAGUGAGAACUGGUGAUGAACGCGCCCUACUGGCCGCACUCACUGACCGCUCUGCGCACAUGCAGGAUGUUCACACUGAGUUGACUACUGAGUAUUUGUCGAGCAUGCGCGCUGCCGUGGCGCUCCUUGCUGCUGUCAAUGACCGCACCGCUGUCGCUGUAGACCAGCAAAUAGAGGAGGACUCAACCACCGUGUGCCCGCUGCUUUCUUUCCUGCACAUCCAGCAGAUCAUCGACCAGGUCAACACGGCUGCAGAAGACCGCAUGUCGCAACUGGCGCAUGGAGAGCAGUUGCAGGUGUCGUCCGAUGAAGAGAUGCAGCAUCCCGCCGCUGAUGUGAGACACACUGCAUUUCAAGAAGCAGUCGACACAGACCUCGAUGUUCAUAUCUCUGUUUCACCUAAAAAGUUGAGGAAUUCAAACUUCGGUUUUGAGCAAUCCCAAUGCCAUGUGGAAACCCCACUGGCAAAGACACGAAUCCAUGAAGAUGAAACGUUAAGGGUCAUUCAGCGUGAGGAAGUGGAAGCUCUAGAUGGAUGUCCUUACAUUUCUCCACCCAUGCCGUUCAAUUCCAGAGCGACAUCUGAGCUUGUGAGGAAUGCUUCUCAGUCGUCCAUGGAGCCCCGCAGGCUGGAGUCCAGUUUCCAGUCAUCAUUCUGUCAGGAGGUUUUUGCUUCGCUAUCUCACAAUGUAGCUUCGGCUUUGCAACACCAGCCCGACUCUGAUGAUAAAACUGAAGCUAUUUCCAGCGGCAUCACAAUCCGUAGGGAAGACUCGGUUGAGCAGGGUAUGCAAAUGUGUCAGAAAGAAGUUUCAGUGACUGAAACUGAUCUGCAACAAAAAUCUUCAAAUACUUUACGAGUGUUGUCUACUGACGAUAUAAAAAUACACCAGAACAAAACAUUGCCCGUUGAUGAUUCUAUUUGCGAAGCUCUAGGCAGUUCUACGUCACGCGUGGAAUCCUUCAAAGAGGGCGAUGGCAGAAGGUUCCUUCCUCAGCGAAGUUCUACUCAGAACAGUAGCCGAAGAGUACCGUUCAGUAAGCCUGUACAGCAACCUCGUUCUGGCGCUUUUUCAGUCCUGCAUUAUCAAGAAAUGGACUCAAUAUCAAACCUAGGCUCUUCAAGGAGAGACUCGUCUCCCUGCCCACAAGAACCGACUUCUUGUGGCAUUGAGUCCGGUCAAACUAAGCACGAGUCACUUUUUCAACAUUCUGCAUCAAAUGAUCAGUUAAAAUCACAAAUUGGUUCUGGUUCUCCUGGUUCAGUGCUUUCUCCUGAUUCAAUUUACCCAACUCCGCGGAAACUGAAUCAGUGUCAACAAUCGUACCUCAGUACCUCAUCUGACUUGCUACCGUCUCAAGAAAGACUCUCCCUUUGUGAGACUCUAGGUGCUCAUGUUGAUUUAUCUAGCCGUAUGUCUGGCUCUAGUAUUGGCCCGAACUCUGUCGCCGCUAAUGUUGCUCGUGCUAACGAAAAUCUUUAUUGGCGCAAUUAUACUGAAAGAGAAGUAAAGUCGGCCGUUAGAAUCCAAAAAUGGUGGAGACUGCAGACAGCACUUAGUCGUUUGCAGCAGCUCCUGCGGCGCCUUCCAGCCGAGCCUCUCUCAACUAAUGCCCUUCUGCAAGCCAUGGUCCCUUGUUUGUCGAUCUUGCCUCUGACUCGCGCCGACUUGCGCACUGAGAACAAGAUGCAAGCUGCUAGAAGUGGCGUGUCACGUUGCCUUCGUGUGACCGCUGAAUUACAGAAACAACUCGAUGAACUUGACUUGCACAUUGGUCUGCUGCUGACUAACACUAUGAGCAUUCAAGAUCGUUCUAUGGCCAGCCUUACGAAGGAGGAGUUCGCUACGUUACCUCCUUCGUGCGGAGGUGAUGCAAGUCUGGCCUGUGUCAGCACGCCCUCGAAGAAGAAGAAAGAUGCUCCUGAGCGAAGAGGGACCCUAACUUUAGCAACAGGACUCAAAGCCUUGCGUAAGGUUUCUCGUGAUCGUCUCCAAGGAUACCAACACUUAUUCUACCUCUUGCAGACUGAACCGCGCUACCUUGCAACCCUUAUUCUUGCUCUCCCGUGCGCUCGUACGACACGCUUCGUAGAGAGCGUUGUUUUCUCUCUCUACAACUAUGGCGCCAAUGAUCGAGACAGUUUCUUGCUCAUUAAUCUGUUUAAAACAGCUCUUGAAGAAGAGAUUCGCUGUAAAGUUUUGCGUAUUAGUGACAUUGUGUCGGGCGAGCCACUUGUGGUUAAAAUGAUCGUGUCUUUUGUACGGAAAGGCCCUGGUCGUGCUGCACUCCGGGAGAUUCUUGGACCUCUUGUAACAAAAAUAAUUGAAGAUAAAAACCUGAAUCUCAACACAAACCCUGUAGAGAUUUAUCAGACGUGGCUGAACGAAAUUGAGAUGGAGACAGGCGAGUCAAGCGGUCGCCCGUAUAACGUGAGCCCUGAUGAGGCACUGGAACAACCUAUGGUUGUGAAAAGGCUGCAAGUCACUCUUGAAGCUAUCACGCGCCUCACCAACGAGUUUUGCAGCGCCAUCACCUCGUCCAUCCACAAGUUACCCUACACACUUCUAUACCUUGCUGGUGUUAUGCGUAGAGCGCUGGCGAGAAGGUUCCCGCACAUCCAGGACAAAGAAGUGUUGAAAGUUGUGGGGAGCCUCAUUUACUACCGUUACAUUAACUCUGGCAUCGUCGCUCCUGAUGCUUUUGAUGUGAUAACUGUUGGGCCACACGAGCAGCUUAGUAGUCGACAGCGCCGGAAUCUUGCCACCAUUGCCAAAACUUUGCAGGCUGCUGCUAAUAAGCGAGGCUUUGGUAAUGAUACGCCACAUUUGUGUGCGCUGAACCGCGACUUGGUAGCCUGGCAUGAAAGCAUGCGAACGUUCUUCUUGUCAUGCUGCAGAGUGCCGCCACCUGACGCGGUGUUCGCUGUGACCCAAUACAGCGAGGCCGCCCUCAUACACAAGCCUGAGAUCCACCUGACCUUGCAGGAACUCUGUGAGACUCAUAAUUUACUACUAGCUCACCGAAAUGUCCUUGCACCUUCCGCCUCUGAUCCUUUACAUUCAAUGCUAGAUGACUUGCCUCCUCCUGACAUGGCUGCUAUGGGUGACAGCAGUGGUAAGUUGGAAGUGUGCUUGUCGCUUAGCAGCAAAUUCAGCUUUUCUGAACCGGAGCCAACCGCUGAUGCCGUAGCCAACAACAAGGAUGCCCAAACUAAGCUCUUUGAGAAGAGUAAGCAGUUGGUGGUAGACGUGUUGUUGUGCUACGACUGCAAUGGUGUGGACUGGAGCAAAGUUACAUUACAGGACGUGGUUUCAAGCAGCACUUCACCGGAACAGGAGCAACGUUUCACUCGCAUGAAAACCGCCUCCGGUGCCGACUCAACAUGCGACUCGUUGCAUGCUGCCAAGACCCGCCUGUCUCACAACCUACGCCGUCUUCAGACCUUGGGUCUUGUUUCGCCUACUGAUGGCUUCCAACAGCUACUGUUGGCAGUGGCAACUGAUGUUCAGAGUCAGCGUUGUUACCGAUCUAACAGAGGCAAGGAGUUGGCUCGCCUGUGUCUAGCGCUAUCGCAGCUACAGCAAAAAGAACGAUUUCUACGAGAACAGCGAGACUCGUUUGUGACUUACCUCUCAGCCUGCCGAGCUAAUCUGAUGCAGCAUUGUGCCAAGAGAUCACGUCAUGGAGCUGGCGUGUCCGUCACAUACUCUGGGAAACGCCUCAAAGAGAAAGGCGUCCUUGUAAAUAUUCGCGACUUCACGCCAUCGCAAUACUCGAGUGUUGCCUUCGUCAUAUCCAGAGUAGACCCAAAUGCUUAUGCCAGCACUAAAGCUAAAGGCGAAAUAGAGCACCAAACACAGAAUGGAGUUGUGGGUGCCGAAGAGAAUGAUAACGAAAACAACGCUGUUCGGGGGCAAGAUCAUUCCGCUCUAGUUUCUGGCAGCGGAAUUUUUUCUGUAACUGUCAAAUAUCGCGGAGUCGUUGUUGAUGCGGUGAAAAUCUCCAUACAGGAGCUGUUGCAUCUGCAAUACGAAGGUGCACGCGUCAAGCAGAUGGCUGGUGGAGCAGAAGUGAACGUCAAUCUCCUCUUGCAUUUGCUCAAUACGAAAUUUUUCAAGAAGAAGAAGUAAAAUGAUCAUCUCAUUCAGUUCCUCUCUGUCGCCUUUCUAUCGAUAAUUGUACUGAGCUCAUUUUGAACGCAUUACUUUUGCUCCAAAGACUAUUCUUAUUGUCGAUUGCUACUACAUAAGUUUGAAUACAUUAGAACUUAUCCAUGACUUCUAUAUACUAUUUUGGUAUUGUAAUAAAUGCUUGGAUCAGAAGCAAACAUUAUACGUAGUACCUCUAUACUCGAGAUCAUUUUUAGUACGAAUUGUACUGCUUCCAAAGAAGUAGCAUUUCAGGCCAAGCCAAACAGGAAACUUGUACAAGAAUUAAGCUCUCUCCUUUUUAUUUUGCUAAUUAGUUGCUUUGCUAUUUCCACUUGCUUGUAUAGAUAUAGGUCAAUGUUUUUACUUCUUUCCAUGUCUAUGUUCUUUAUAGUACCUUUUGCUGAUAUUUUUUCAUGUUCUCCUAAAUAUACCCAAUAUAAUUCUGUUAGGUAGUGUGGACUCGACUUCUUUGUGUUCUCUCUCCUCAUCUCUUUUUCUGUUUCAUCAACAUUUAGUAUAGUAUUUCGCUAUUAAUUUGAUGAAAUGGAUUAUUUGUGUUUUUUUUCACAAAAGGUUUACAAUAUUCACGUCUUAUUAACCAACAAUGUAUUUAUCUACAAGUUUGCAAUUUUUACUGAAACAGCUAAUAAUUAGCAAUGUUGUACUCAGAUUUAGUAUUCAUUGUCAUAUGCGUAGCUAAUAAGGUGGGUUAUUCUGAUACUUUUGAAAAAUUGGCUUCACGUUAUCCGCAACGUUUAGAGCGGAUUGCCUUUACAUUUUCUUUUAUGGUCGGUGCUCACUUUUUUCAGUUUAAUUCAUCUUGUGAGGGGUAAUUAUCUCACUAAAUUGGUGAUAUUUUUUAGAUUUGCUUAUGCAUCUGCAUUGAUUUGGACCAAACUAUUCGAAAAUUG